Messenger RNA from Psylliodes chrysocephalus, 1132 nucleotides. NCBI's taxonomy places the organism in Eukaryota, Metazoa, Arthropoda, Insecta, Coleoptera, Chrysomelidae. The record is from the annotation of a GenBank genome assembly.
CAAAAUGACAUCACACUGAACUAGCGCAUUGAAUAACCCGAAAAUCGUCACCUAUCACGUCUUUUCACUUUUCGUGCCGAUUUUCGCAUGUAAUUUUCACAUUAAUACAUUCAAAGUCUUUUUUAAUAAACAAAGGUGCCGUAUUUCGCAAGCAAUUUUUACAUUAAGGCAUUCGAAUUCUUUUGUUAAUAAACAAAAUUCACCUAAAGGUGACAUAUUUACUCCAUAUUUAAACGGAACGGAAUAUCCGAACCCGCCUUCUUUUUUAGUAUAUAACCUAACUAAAUCUGACAUGUCAUCUUGGUCUUGUCAAUUUUGUUGAUAAUUUGCAAGUAAUCAUUAGAAAUAAUGGCAUCCGAACGUUAUAGUUUUUCUUUAACUACUUUUAGCCCUUCCGGUAAAUUAGUUCAAAUUGAAUAUGCCUUAGCGGCUGUAGCGGCAGGCGCACCAUCAGUAGGAAUUAAAGCAUGUAAUGGAGUUGUAAUAGCUACAGAAAACAAACAUAAAUCAAUUCUUUAUGAUGAACACAGCGUUCACAAAGUUGAAAUGAUUACCAAACACAUUGGAAUGGUUUAUUCUGGCAUGGGACCAGAUUACCGUUUGCUAGUAAAACAAGCGCGUAAAAUGGCCCAACAAUAUUACCUUGUGUAUCAGGAACCUAUUCCUACAGUGCAAUUGGUUCAGAGAGUAGCAGCAGUAAUGCAAGAGUAUACCCAAUCUGGAGGUGUCAGACCUUUUGGUGUUUCUUUAUUGAUCUGUGGAUGGGACAAUAAUAGGCCUUAUUUAUUCCAGUGUGAUCCUUCUGGAGCCUAUUUUGCUUGGAAAGCUACUGCUAUGGGCAAAAAUUAUGUUAAUGGGAAAACUUUCUUGGAAAAAAGGUACAGUGAAGAAUUGGAAUUAGACGAUGCUGUACACACUGCAAUUUUAACAUUAAAAGAAAGUUUCGAGGGCCAGAUGACAGCUGAUAACAUUGAAGUUGGAAUUUGCGAUGAAUCAGGUUUCAGAAGGUUCGAUCCUUCUACAGUGAAGGACUUUUUGGCAAAUAUCCCUUAAGUUUAUUUCUGUACAUGAAUUUUUUGUAUAUUUAAGGUAUUCACUUGAUUAAAUCUAUAAAUCAUUUUUUUAAAGACGA